UUGGGGGCGUUGAGCUCUGAGGCCCGGGCCUACAGCCCCUCGCGGCCGCGCAAGAGGCCCGUGCCCCGGCCUCCCCGCCACCUUCCCUCAGCGCCCGGCCCCGCCUCGGCUCGCUCCCCUCUGCCGUCUGUCGCCAUGGCCUUCGCCUCCCGGGAGAGCGCGGGCUCGGGGCGCUGGCGACCGUCGCGUCACCGGGCGCUGCGCGGGCUGCUGCUGCUCUGCCUGUGGCUGCCGAGCGGCCGCGCGGCCGGGCAGCCGGCAGCCCCGCUGUCCGAGCUGCACGCGAAGCUCUCGGGCGUGGAGCAGCUGCUGGAAGAGUUCCGCCGGCAGCUGCAGCAGGAGCGGCCGCCGGAGGAGCUGGAGCUGGAGCUGCGCGCGGGCGGCGGCCCCCAGGAGGACUGCCCGGGCCCGGGCGGCGGCGGCUACAGCGCCAUGCCGGACGCCAUCAUCCGCACCAAGGACUCCAUCGCGGCGGGUGCCAGCUUCCUGCGGGCCCCAGCGGCCGUGCGAGACUGGCGGCAGUGCGUGGCGGCCUGCUGCUCCGAGCCGCGCUGCUCCGUGGCGGUGGUGGAGCUGCCCCGGCGGCCCGCGGCCCAGCCCGCCGCGCUCCCCUGCUACCUCUUCAACUGCACCGCGCGGGGCCGCAGCGUGUGCAAGUUCGCGCUGCAUCGCGGCUACAGCAGCUACAGCCUCACCCGCGCGGAGAACGGCCUAGAGGCUGGAAACCCAGCCCCGGCCACCGCCCGCGCCUCGCCCCGGCUGGAAGAGGAUGAGCCUCCACUUAGCAAGGCUGGGGAGGAUGUGGUUUUGCAUCUGCCCACAGACGGGGUGAUUUUGGAUGGCCGUGAGAGCACAGAUGACCAUGCCAUUGUCCAGUACGAGUGGGCGCUGCUGCAGGGUGACCCGUCAGUGGACAUGAAGGUGCCUCAAUCAGGAACCCUGAAGCUGUCCCACCUCCAGGAGGGAACGUACACCUUCCAGCUGACUGUGACUGACACUGCUGGGCAGAGAAGCUCCGACAAUGUGUCUGUGACAGUGCUUGCCAGGGCCUACUCCACGGGAGGGUGUUUGCACGUUUGCUCACGCUACCACUUCUUCUGUGAUGACGGCUGCUGCAUUGAUAUCACACUGGCUUGCGAUGGAGUGCGGCAAUGUCCCGAUGGGUCUGAUGAAGCCUUCUGCCAAAACUUGGGCCUUGACCACAAGAUGAUGACCCACACGGCAACUAGUCCUGCCCAGCCAAGAACCCCCGGACUGAGUGAAGAGGCAAGAAGGGAGUCCUUAUUGGAAAAGUCCCAGAAAGCCACUGCUCCAAACCAGCCACCUGCAUUAGCAAAUGCAGAGAAGAGGAAUCAUUCUAUGUCUUGGGGACCAGCGAGUCAAAUAAUUCCUGUGAUGCCAGAUAGUAGUUCCUCAGGGAAGAACAGAAAAGAAGAAACUUAUAUCUUUGAAUCAAAGGGCAAUCGAGGAGGUGGGGAACACCCACCUCCAGAAGCAGGUGCAGUACUGCCCCUGGCAUUGGGUUUGGCGAUAACUGCUUUGCUGCUUCUCAUGGUUGCUUGCCGACUACGACUGGUAAAACAGAAACUUAAAAAAGCUCGUCCCAUUACAUCUGAGGAAUCGGACUACCUCAUAAAUGGGAUGUAUCUAUAAUAAAUGUAAUUGAA
Otolemur garnettii (small-eared galago) is the source of this 1667-nucleotide messenger RNA. It is a transcript of the gene LRP11, whose product is annotated as LDL receptor related protein 11. The transcript is spliced from 7 exons. The record is from RefSeq and is a predicted model, not a curated record. The coding region runs from base 136 to 1653 and encodes 505 amino acids. Gene Ontology annotation, molecular function: protein binding. NCBI's taxonomy places the organism in Eukaryota, Metazoa, Chordata, Mammalia, Primates, Galagidae.